Messenger RNA from Manihot esculenta (cassava), 3639 nucleotides. Its product is annotated as calcium-transporting ATPase, endoplasmic reticulum-type. The coding region runs from base 347 to 3499 and encodes 1050 amino acids. Gene Ontology annotation, cellular component: membrane. NCBI's taxonomy places the organism in Eukaryota, Viridiplantae, Streptophyta, Magnoliopsida, Malpighiales, Euphorbiaceae. Gene Ontology annotation, molecular function: P-type calcium transporter activity; ATP binding; ATP hydrolysis activity. The transcript is spliced from 9 exons. The record is from RefSeq and is a predicted model, not a curated record. Gene Ontology annotation, biological process: calcium ion transmembrane transport; intracellular calcium ion homeostasis.
GUACGCAGGUUUAUUUUUUAAAUUUUUAAAGGCGAAGAUCCUAUAAUUCUUGAAAGGAAAAGGGCAGCAGCAGCGACAUGCUUCUUCAAAAAAAGCAGAGCCAUAUGCUCCAAAGCCAACUUUGUUGCCUACUUCUUUCCAAAGUUCCUUCUAUAUUUCCAUGGGAGUUUGGUCCUGUGCUGCUGUGAGUCGAAUGCUCGUUGUGGUUCAUGGGUACAAGAUUUGUGGUUCAUUUAUGAUGUUUCAGUUUAUCUUUUUGGUCUAAUUAAGAAUUCUAAUGUGAUCUGGCGAGAGGUUCCUCUAAAUUUCCGUUUGGAAUAAAGUUUUGAACUUUAAGCAGACAGCAAUGGAGGAAAAAGCGUUCCCUGCAUGGUCAUGGUCUGUUGAGCAGUGUUUGAAAGAGUACAAUGUGAAGCUGGAUAAGGGUUUGAGUUCGUAUGAGGUUGAGAAGAGACGAGAGAGAUAUGGCUGGAAUGAACUCGCCAAAGAGAAGGGUAAGCCCUUAUGGCGGCUCGUAUUGGAACAAUUUGAUGACACGCUUGUGAAAAUUCUUCUGGUUGCGGCCUUCAUAUCUUUUAUUUUAGCUUACUUGCAUGGAAGUGAAUCUGGGGAAGAGUCUGGAUUUGAAGCCUAUGUGGAACCAUUUGUUAUAGUUUUGAUUUUGGUUCUUAAUGCCAUUGUUGGGGUGUGGCAAGAGAGCAAUGCUGAGAGAGCUCUUGAAGCCCUCAAGGAGAUGCAAUGUGAAUCAGGAAAGGUUCUAAGGGAUGGGUAUUGGGUACCGGACUUGCAAGCGAGGAAGCUUGUUCCAGGGGAUAUAGUGGAAUUGCGGGUUGGGGAUAAAGCGCCUGCUGACAUGAGAGUUGCAGCUUUGAAGACAUCUACAUUGAGAGUGGAGCAGAGCUCUUUGACCGGCGAGGCUAUGCCUGUUUUGAAAGGCACUGCUCCCAUAUUCAUUGACGACUGUGAGCUGCAGGCUAAGGAAAAUAUGGUUUUUGCAGGUACAACUGUUGUGAAUGGAACCUGUGUUUGUGUGGUUGUCAGCACCGGAAUGAGUACUGAAAUCGGGAAGAUACAGAAGCAAAUACAUGAGGCGUCUUUGGAAGACAGUGAUACGCCUUUAAAAAAGAAGCUAGACGAGUUUGGUGGCAGGCUUACUACUGCAAUUGGGCUUGUUUGCCUCAUCGUGUGGGUCAUAAAUUACAAAAAUUUCCUCUCAUGGGAUGUUGUCCAUGGAUGGCCUGCCGAUAUCCGGUUUUCUUUUGAGAAAUGCACAUACUAUUUCAAGAUUGCUGUUGCUCUAGCUGUAGCAGCAAUUCCUGAAGGCCUUCCUGCGGUAAUCACGACUUGUUUAGCACUGGGCACCAGGAAAAUGGCACAAAAGAAUGCAAUUGUGAGAAAGCUUCCCAGCGUAGAAACAUUGGGAUGCACAACUGUGAUUUGCUCAGAUAAAACUGGGACUUUAACCACAAACCAGAUGGCCGUGACAGAAUUCUUCACUUUGGGUGGGAAAACUACUUCUAGUAGAAUUUUUCGUGUUGAAGGAACAACAUAUGAUCCUAAAGAUGGAGGGAUUGUCGAUUGGAAUUGCUACAACAUGGAUGCUAAUUUGCAAGCUAUGGCAGAAAUAUGUGCUGUUUGCAAUGAUGCUGGGAUCUUUUGUGAUGGCCGUUUGUUCCGAGCUACAGGUUUGCCUACUGAGGCUGCUCUGAAGGUUUUGGUUGAGAAGAUGGGAGUCCCAGAUGCCAAGGCAAGGAAUAAAAUUCGUGACACUGAACUUGUUGCAAAUUAUUUGAUUGACCGCAGCAGAGUAAGAUUAGGAAAUUGCGACUGGUGGACUAAAAGAUCGAAAAGGGUCGCUACAUUGGAGUUUGAUCGCAUUCGGAAGUCUAUGAGUGUUAUUGUCAGGGAGCCCAAUGGGCGGAACCGACUUCUGGUCAAGGGAGCUGUUGAGGGUUUAGUGGAACGCAGCUCACACAUACAGCUUGCAGAUGGAUCUCUAGUUCCCAUUGAUGAACCUUGUAGGCAACUACUACUUCUGAGACUAAUGGAAAUGAGCUCCAAAGGAUUACGAUGCUUGGGACUGGCAUAUAAGGAUGACUUGGGAGAAUUUUCAGACUACUAUUCUCAGAAUCAUCCUGCCCACAAGAAGUUGCUUGAUCCAGGUUGCUACUCCUCCAUCGAAAGUGAUCUGAUUUUUGUAGGAGUCGUUGGUCUACGGGACCCCCCACGAGAUGAGGUUCGGAAAGCAAUUGAGGACUGUAGAGGUGCUGGUAUUAGAGUCAUGGUGAUAACUGGUGAUAAUAAGUCCACAGCAGAGGCAAUCUGUAAAGAAAUCAAGUUAUUUUAUGAAGAUGAAGAUCUCAGAGACAGAAGUUUUACAGGUAAAGAAUUCAUGGCUCUCACCCCUUCACAACAAAUGGAAAUUCUGUCUAAACCUGGAGGCAAGGUGUUCUCGCGUGCUGAGCCCCGGCAUAAGCAAGAAAUUGUACGGUUGCUGAGGGAUAUGGGUGAGAUUGUUGCAAUGACUGGAGACGGUGUAAAUGAUGCACCUGCUCUUAAACUGGCUGACAUUGGAAUUGCCAUGGGUAUAACAGGAACCGAGGUGGCCAAGGAAGCUUCAGACAUGGUUUUGGCAGAUGACAAUUUUAGUACCAUUGUUUCAGCAGUAGCAGAGGGUCGUUCAAUAUACAACAACAUGAAAGCUUUUAUUAGAUAUAUGAUAUCAUCUAAUGUUGGGGAGGUGAUAUCCAUAUUUUUAACUGCUGCGCUGGGUAUACCAGAGUGUAUGAUACCUGUGCAGCUUUUAUGGGUGAAUUUGGUAACCGAUGGUCCGCCUGCUACAGCUCUCGGUUUUAACCCUGCUGAUGUUGACAUAAUGCAGAAACCACCACGCAAAAGCAACGAUGCUCUUAUAAGUUCUUGGGUUCUCUUCCGUUAUUUGGUUAUUGGUUCUUAUGUAGGCAUUGCAACAGUUGGAAUUUUCAUUUUGUGGUAUACCCAUGCUUCCUUUCUGGGUAUCAAUCUUGUGAGUGAUGGGCAUACACUGGUUGAAUUAUCUCAGCUUCGCAAUUGGGGGGAGUGUCCCAAAUGGUCAAAUUUCAGUGUGGCUCCAUACUCUGUUGGUGGACGCAUGAUCACAUUUUCAAACCCUUGUGACUAUUUCUCAGUUGGUAAAGUGAAGGCAAUGACUCUUUCACUCUCUGUACUGGUAGCAAUCGAGAUGUUCAAUUCCCUUAAUGCACUUUCUGAAGACAACAGCUUGUUCACAAUGCCACCUUGGAGGAAUCCUUGGCUUCUAGUUGCCAUGUCGGUCUCAUUUGGACUCCAUUGCCUCAUACUCUAUGUUCCCUUCCUGGCAGACGUGUUUGGUAUUGUCCCAUUGAGCCUGAACGAGUGGGUUUUAGUCAUCUUGGUUUCAGCUCCUGUGAUUCUAAUCGAUGAGAUUCUCAAAUUUGUGGUAAGGAGUCAAAGAUACAGAACAAAGGAGAAGACGGCAUAAGUUGGUCUGAAACAAUUUACAAAAGAUAAUGCUGGAGUUUUAUAUAAAUUUAAUUUUAUUCUUUGUCACAUUGCUUUGUUUUAUUAUAUUUUCCGUCUUUUAAAAGGAAGAAUAUACCUCGCGAUUCAGUUCAAAUUCAA